UUUUAUAUUUAACAUCAUUAAAUUGUGUCAGGAUAAAGUAGAAAAGCAGGAAUAGCUUUGACAACAAUAGUGUUUGCUGGAGGGAAACGAAAAGAUGGAUGAAUUUGGAGUUUUUGCUUGUUUCGGGGUAAACGGUCCACCUCAACGGCUGCUGAGUGCUGAAGGGUCGAGCAGGGUGGCUGUGGCUGUUCCUCCAUCUGUCCGCCAGGUGGUGCUGUUCAGCAGCGGGCCGUGGGGGGAAAGGAUCUGUGUCAACGCGGAGCUCAACGACGCUGAGCGGAUACCCAUCACUAUAGGCAAACUGACCCCUUAUAACAAGUGUUUGUCAUGGGAGCAGUGGGAAGAGGAGACCUGGACCGACAGCGUCACACUGAAUGUCACUCUGGAAGGAGGCAACCUGGGGAAAACAAAUUGGUCAGAACCACAGCUCAUCAUGGCUGUUAAGGAAUACACUCCGAAGGAAACCAUGGCUCCCCUCGCUCCCCGGGAGCUCAACGGCAAGAGGAAGAGAGAGCGAAUGGCAGAGGAAGAGCUUGAUGAGGGGAAGGAGACAAAGAGGGGGGAGGAAGAGAACGUGUGUCCCAACGGCGGCCCUGAGAAGACCACACCUGUCCGAAAGGUCAGAGGUCAAACCAAAGGAAGCCAGAAGCUUUUCACAAGCGGAGGAGACGCGAACAAAACUAAAGGAGUUAAUGGAGCAGGAGAGGCGCAGGGGAUUGUGGGAAGAACGCCUCCUCAGAGUGCAGCCAGGACGAAGAGUAGGCCGGCCAAGACUCCCACACAGACCGCCCCUCUGGUCAGCCCAUCCGGUCGCUGGGGUCAGACACUGUGUCCCAUUGACGCCCAGACAGCUAUUCUGAUUGGAGGACAAGGAGCCAGGAUGCAGUUCUGCAAAGACCCCAUGUGGAAGCUGUGCACAGAGGACAUGUCCUGGGUGGCAGCGGAGACACUAGCAGAGGGCCCCACACCAGAUGCCAGGAUCGGUCACACAUCCAUCUUCGACCCUGACUCAAAGCGGAUCUUUGUGUUUGGAGGCUCCAAAAACAAAAAGUGGUUCAAUGAUGUUCACAUCCUCGACACACAGAGCUGGAAGUGGACCAUGGUGGAGGCUCAGGGUAAGGUUCCUCCUCUGGCCUACCACAGCUGCAGCAUGUUCCGGGGUGAGCUCUUUGUGCUGGGAGGGGUGUUUCCUCGUCCCAACCCGCAGCCUGAUGGUUGCAGCGACUCUCUGUAUAUCUUCGAUCCUCACCUCUCCAUCUGGUACGAGCCCAUCGUCACAGGCGACAAACCCUCCCCCCGCUCAGGUCAUUCAGCAUGUGUGAUGCAGGAGAGGAAGAUCUAUGUGUUUGGUGGAUGGGACACUCCUGUGUGCUACAAUGACAUGUACAUGUUGGAUCUCGGUUUGAUGGAGUUUUCUGCUGUGAAAACAAGCGGGAAAGCUCCCUCUCCUCGAAGCUGGCACGGCAGCGCUGUGCUCUCAGACACAAAGUUCCUGAUCCACGGCGGUUACAACGGAAACAACGCUCUCAGUGACACCUUCAUCUUUGACACAGACACCAACAGCUGGACGGAGGUGACACUCCCUCAGCUCUCCAUCCCCAGGGCGGGCCACUCCAUCAUCACCAUGGAGACACCCAGCCUCCACCACUUCACAGAGGAGGCCGAAGAUGCGGAUAUGGUCACGGGCUCCAUCAACAGAACCCUGCUGGUGUUCGGAGGCGGAGACAACGAGGGCAACUUCUACUCCGACCUGACGACUAUGACUGUGGAGGAACUGCUGGCUGCCGUUUGAAGAGACUCACAGCUGAAUCCUCACACCCCCACACCUGCCUCUGUUAUUUAUAUUCCUU
Molecule: messenger RNA, 1850 nt
Organism: Scomber japonicus (chub mackerel)
Lineage: Eukaryota; Metazoa; Chordata; Actinopteri; Scombriformes; Scombridae
Gene: krcp
Product: kelch repeat-containing protein
Exons: 13
Coding region: 95-1792 (565 amino acids)
Molecular function (GO): protein binding
Source: RefSeq, a predicted model, not a curated record